Messenger RNA from Racocetra persica, 264 nucleotides. The record is from the annotation of a GenBank genome assembly. NCBI's taxonomy places the organism in Eukaryota, Fungi, Glomeromycota, Glomeromycetes, Diversisporales, Gigasporaceae.
AAAAUUGUUCGCAAAGCAAUUUGUGACAAAAUAGAUAAUAUUAAAUAUCCAUCCAAUGAUCUUUUUGAAAUUGUAUUAAAAUUAGCUCUUGAAACUCAUAAUAAAGGACAAUUAGAAGCUGUUCUUACAAAUCUUUCAUGGAAAAAUUUAUGGAAUAGUAAAUAUCAAAGUGAAAUAAAAGGCAAAGUUAAAAAAGCCUUAAUUGAAGUAUUUGGCAAAGAUCGAUUUCCACCAAUUGAGCAAGUACACCUAUCAGCUGACCAA